AUGGACGCCGAUACCGUCAUGAGACACCUGGGUGUCUUCGAGGACAAGACAACCAAGAACCAGCGCGAUUCACCUCUCCUUCGUCUCCCCGCCGAACUCCGCAACAAGGUCUACGACCUGGUACUCUUAAACACUCAAGUCUGCAUGAGAAUGCCGCGUCUAUACGCUGAUGCUCAUAAUCACCGAGGAAGUCUAGCACUAUUGUCUACCUGCCGCCAGCUCCGCCAUGAAACAUCUUCAACUUUCCACACAAUGGCCGUGUUCAAAGUCAGCACCUUUGUUCUAAAACAGUUGAGCGGAAGCUAUCUCAUUCACAACUCAGAACGUUGGAAUUCAAUCCAAUCGAUUCAGAUGCGCGGUUACGAGGUGGAGCGAUGGUGCAAUUUCGCGGAUAUCUACCAUUACGAGACUCCAAGGAAUUUGGGUAGAAAAGGCAUGUACAUCGGCUUUCUUCCAUCACUGAAGAAUAUUCUCGUAGUCUAUCAUGUUGAUGAUGACGACGAUUGUUGGGGAUACAGCUACCGUGCAAUCGCCGACAUUCUGAAGUUGCAUUUUGGAAAGAGUAACCUUUGCGUCCGCAUUCAGGCCGACUCUUAG
This is a messenger RNA of Alternaria ethzedia, 597 nucleotides long. RefSeq lists its product as uncharacterized. NCBI's taxonomy places the organism in Eukaryota, Fungi, Ascomycota, Dothideomycetes, Pleosporales, Pleosporaceae. The transcript is spliced from 2 exons. The record is from RefSeq and is a predicted model, not a curated record. The coding region runs from base 1 to 597 and encodes 198 amino acids.